AUGGAACCCGCCAACCUCGUCGCGUCCGCGGCCUCCGCGAUGGCAGAAUCAGCUACGGCAGCGGCAGUAGCUCUCGAGCCGGCCGCCGAGGUGCCCAUCCAGCUCAACGCGACGAAGAUCCCACACCCCUCACACCCCUACUAUCCCCUCGAGGUCGACAUUACGGGAUACUUGGCCAAUGCCUACACGGUGCCACAAUUGCUUGCGUCUUUUGCGGCUGGGUGCGCCGUGGUCUUCCUGGUCACAUAUCUGGUCGCGAAGAAGAUCAGGCCGACGUUGCGCGGAUCUGAGCUAUUGCAGAUACUGUGGUUUGUGUUGAGCUUCUAUGUGUAUAAUUUCAGGAGACUCGGUAGCUCGCAACACUUAUUCGGGGAAUUAUGGAAGGAGUACGCGCUUUCGGAUUCGCGUUAUCUGACGCAGGAUCCAUUUGUGCUGUGCAUGGAGACAAUCACUGCUGUGUGCUGGGGACCCCUCUCCUUCGUCGUCGCGCACAUGAUCACCACCGAGCACCCGCUUCGGUACCCUCUGCAGGCGAUCGUAUCUCUUGGCCAGUUGUACGGCGAUGUCCUGUAUUACGCGACCGCCAUGUUCGACCAUUUUAUAAGGAACCUGAACUAUACUCGGCCAGAGUCCUACUACUUUUGGUUCUACUUUGUGUUCAUGAACGCAUUUUGGAUCGUAAUUCCGAUCGUCUUGAUUGCGAACAGCCUCAGAGCGUCGGGCAGAGCUUUUAGAGCGGUUGCGCGGGUGGAGAAGUGCCUCAAUGCGUCGCCGGUGAGCCCGAAGAGGAAGAAGGAAUUGUAG
Lasiodiplodia theobromae is the source of this 804-nucleotide messenger RNA. Its product is annotated as EBP domain-containing protein. The record is from RefSeq and is a predicted model, not a curated record. The transcript is spliced from 4 exons. Gene Ontology annotation, molecular function: steroid Delta-isomerase activity; C-8 sterol isomerase activity; cholestenol delta-isomerase activity. NCBI's taxonomy places the organism in Eukaryota, Fungi, Ascomycota, Dothideomycetes, Botryosphaeriales, Botryosphaeriaceae. Gene Ontology annotation, biological process: sterol biosynthetic process. Gene Ontology annotation, cellular component: membrane; endoplasmic reticulum. The coding region runs from base 1 to 804 and encodes 267 amino acids.